AAUUAUCUAAUCACACAAAAACUAUUAUCACAAUGUGAUAUAUAUAUUGUGAUAUUUAUUAGUAAGUAGUAUUCAAUUAUCAAUGGCGUGUAGUUUAUACAGAUCUCGUGCUGAUUAUUAUUAUUUACCAGUACCAAAAUUCUAUGGUUAUAAAACUAUCAAUGCAGAAGAGGAGAAAAAAUUAAUUGAACGUCUUAGUAAACCUACAAUCUCUUUUAUUCAAAAUCAAUUAUCUAACUUAUCGAAUCGAAGCGAUUAUCACAAUGUAAACACUAAUGACAAGAAGAAUAGAAUCAAUCUUAUCGAAGAAUCUAAUCAUUAUGAUUUAACAUUAACUAAUCGAAUCACUUCAUCAUCAUCACCAUCAUCAUUAUCCACAUCGAAUUCUUCAAGUCGUCUUAUCGAUCUAAGAUCUAUUGAUGAUUAUGAAAAUGUUUCAGAUCGAUUAAAGCAUUUCACAGAAUUAUGGAAUAGAACUGAACCAAUCAAUCCAUUGCUUCCACUAUGUGCAUGUCCACGUGGUGAAAUCUUAUUAAAAGAAGAUAAUGUUAAUUGGAUAAGGCAUAAUACCCAGUGUCAUUGUUCUAGUGCUACUACUAGUCCACAUCAUCGAUCGACUACACUGCGUGAACCAGUGGAAUGGAAUCGAAUUAAUCAAAUUGUUCGACGAUUACAUAGUGCAAAUACAGCUGGAUCUUUAGCACGUCAUGCAGAAAGUCAAGCUUUAUUAGCUACAUUAUCAGAAAGACAUAAUAUUAAUGA
Molecule: messenger RNA, 762 nt
Organism: Schistosoma turkestanicum
Lineage: Eukaryota; Metazoa; Platyhelminthes; Trematoda; Strigeidida; Schistosomatidae
Source: the annotation of a GenBank genome assembly